Messenger RNA from Ambispora leptoticha, 216 nucleotides. Lineage: Eukaryota; Fungi; Glomeromycota; Glomeromycetes; Archaeosporales; Ambisporaceae. The record is from the annotation of a GenBank genome assembly.
AUGGUUGAAGAUACACAGGAUGUAACAGAAACAACUACAUCUCCAGAACAAAACACAACUACAACUGAAAAAGUGCUAAGCAAUAUGGAUCUCGACUCAACCACCUCAAGUUUUUUAUUAAAUACAACAACCUGCGUAGUGGAAUCUGUAUUACCAGAAACUGCAGAAAACUCUGUACAAAGUUCCUAUGAUUCUGAGGAUGCACCAUUUAUCGUA